AUGGGGGUACAGGUGCCGAAGAUGUCGGCCAGGGUGGUCAACGCUAUCAGAAAUUUGCGAGAGGCACAUGGAUCCACGUCCAAGGAAAUCAUGAGCUACAUCAUGUCGCAGUACAGCGCUCCGGAAAGCACCAUACAAAGACAGAUGCAAGCGGCACUGAAACGCGGCCUGGACUACGGAAUCCUGAAGAAGAGCAACGGCCAUUACUUCUUGAACACGGACGCGGACGUGACGCAGCUCGCCUCGUCGAUGGCCCCGGUCGAACGAGGUAGAAGAUAUCGCCGAAGAAGCAGAAGAAGAGGACGUAGACGUCGCAGCCGAGGAAGGAGGCGCAGAGGUCGCAGGAGAUCCCGCAGGACGCGUGAAACUCAAAUGCGCGACAAGAUUCGCUUCAGCCGAAGAAGAUUUGGGUUCUUCCUGAAUGUUCCCUCUGGUUCCUGCAGCUAA
This is a messenger RNA of Megachile rotundata (alfalfa leafcutting bee), 447 nucleotides long. RefSeq lists its product as uncharacterized. Gene Ontology annotation, biological process: nucleosome assembly. Gene Ontology annotation, cellular component: nucleosome. Gene Ontology annotation, molecular function: DNA binding. NCBI's taxonomy places the organism in Eukaryota, Metazoa, Arthropoda, Insecta, Hymenoptera, Megachilidae. The record is from RefSeq and is a predicted model, not a curated record.